Molecule: messenger RNA, 1008 nt
Organism: Bufo bufo (common toad)
Lineage: Eukaryota; Metazoa; Chordata; Amphibia; Anura; Bufonidae
Product: olfactory receptor 1-like
Exons: 1
Coding region: 1-1008 (335 amino acids)
Biological process (GO): G protein-coupled receptor signaling pathway
Cellular component (GO): membrane
Molecular function (GO): olfactory receptor activity; G protein-coupled receptor activity
Source: RefSeq, a predicted model, not a curated record
AUGGAAGACAGCAACAAAACCUCUGUGACAGAAUUCAUCCUUGUGGCUUUCUCCCAGUUCCAUCAGUAUCAGAUUUUACUUUUUACUCUUAUCCUAUUCACGUACAUUUUUUGUAUUGCUGGAAAUAUGACUAUCAUUCUGCUGGUCGUAGUGAACCAGUCUCUCCAUGUGCCCAUGUAUUAUUUUAUUAGCCUAUUUUCUGCUGAAGAAAUCAUGUUUGUAUCUGUUCCAAUUCCAAAGCUAUUAGACAUUCUAACGGCAGGUGAUAAGAAAAUAUCCUUCGUAGGAUGCUUUGUGCAAUUAUAUUCAUUUAUUACGUUGGGACAAGUGGAAAGUAUUUGUAUUAUCAUGAUGGCCUACGAUAGGCACUUGGCCAUUAACAAGCCAUUGCACUAUAUGGUUAUUAUGAAUCGAACCCUCUGCAUACGACUCACCAUUCUACAAUGGUUUAUUGGCUUGUUUAAUUCUUUAAUUGUCACACUGUUUACAGUGUUUUUGGAUUUUUGUGGCCCCAAUGAGAUCAACCAUUUCUUCUGUGACUUGGGUCCAUUGCAGAGUCUGGCAUGUUCAGAUACAUAUAUCACCAAUACAAUGACAACCACAGCAGCCGCCACAGGAACCACUGUCCCAUUUAUGAUAAUUAUUGGGCUCUAUAUCAAAAUCAUUAUGACUGUUUCCAAGAUAAAGAGUUCUUCAGGGAAACAGAAAGCGUUCUCCACGUGUUCAUCUCAUCUUAUAGUCACCAUGUUAUUUUUCUUCACAGCCUUUCUUAUUUACCUCAGGCCUAAUGGCAGCAAAUACGACAAAUUUUAUUCUCUACUGUACACUGUUGUCACUCCAGUGUUCAACCCUUUCAUAUAUGCGCUAAGAAAUAGGGAUGUGAAAAAGGUUCUAAGAAAUGUCUUUGUGAAGUUUUUAUCACAAACUGGUGCUAACAUCGGUGCUAUUACGAGGUUGAAGGUAUUGACUCACCAUGAAAAUCCAAUUUUAAAACCAAGAUGGCCAUAA